AUGGCGCCGAAGAAGCGGAAGCUGCCAAGCACCCGAGCCAGGACCCAGCGCGUGGUCGAGCGGGACGUGCUCACCGAGCGCGUGCCAGACUUCGUUAGGUCUUCCAGGGACGCGGCAGAAUGUCUUUGUGGCGCUUGCUUGCUGCCCAUCGAGGAGGAGAAGGUUGGAGCGAUCGACAACUGCACACAUCUUUUCCACUACGAGUGUGUCGAGAAGUGGUCGCAGACAGAGAACAGCUGUCCACAAUGCAAAGUGCGUUUCUUCUGGAUGGCAGGUUAUGGGGCGGAUCAGAGACUUUCCCUGAGCAAGGUGGAAAGCAAAGAUCAGGAAGAGCAGGAGGAGGAGGAGUUCGAAGAGAUUUCCAUUUGCGAGCGAUGCAAGGAGGCAGGAGACGAAACAAAGCUUUUGCUUUGCGAUGGGAUGCACGGCACGUGCAAUGCCACCUUCCAUUACACCUGCGUAGGGCUCUCUGCAGUGCCUCGAGGCUCCUGGUUUUGCCCAGACUGCCUGGAGCGCGGCUUCGACGUGGACGCAAGAGGCCACCGCGGCGGUGGCCGCGGCGUGCGCAGCGACGUGGCCGCGGUGACUUCCGUGCCGCGGGCGGAGACGGCGGUGGAGCCCAAUUCUCUCAGCAAGCGAAAGCGCCGGCGCGUGUGGUGGCGUGCUUGGACCACAGCCACCACACCCGGGCGGCCGAUGUCGGGGCUGCACCGCUUGGGCGUGGACGUGAACCCCUUUGGCUCCAAGUACCAGGAGCGCUUCGGCGGCCACGCGGCAGGGCAAGGCCAGAGGACCUAUACGAAGCCCUCCUACACGCUCUUCGUCACGGGCAUCCCCGAUGCCGAGUCCUCGGACAGCGUCCAGUCCGUCUUCGAGUACGACGACGGCUUCUUGCAGUGCCGGCCGGUGGGCCACAAGUCUCGGAGGAUGGUCUUCGUGGACUACGAUACGAUUGAGCACGCCACGAAGGCCCUCCGAGCGCAUCAGGGCUGGAAAUGGGAGCCGGUCGACGAAGGGCUGAAGAUUGACUAUGACCAGGAUGCGCGCCGGAAGCGGAACUGCGCUUUGGACCUGGGGCUUUACGAGAAGUUCUGGGCCAUCGGCGAGCGGAAGCCACCCCAGGUGUAUGAAACACUUCUCAAGACAUCCCUGAAAUCCCUCGCUAGCUUGAAGGAGAGCGAGAAGGAGAUGUUCGCUCGCUUGAAGGCGGAAGCAGACCUUCCAAAGACCGAGUCCAAGAUUUCAAAGGCACAUGGCCAGGCGAGCAAAGGUCGGGGCACUGGCAGUUUGGGUGCCAAGAUCCAAAUCAAGAACAAGGAGCCCAAGGAGACGGAGACGUCGGCGGCUGCACCGGGUGCGGCGACGGAGCCGGCGGCACCGAGUCUUCUUGUGAACUACAGCUCCGACAGCGAGGAGGAAGCUCCUGAGACUGCCACGAAGCGUCCGCGAGCGGAGUGAGGACGGACGAGGCGGAGUGAGGACGGCAGUAUCUGGAAGUCGGCUGGAAGAACGUGGAAGAGUUUGAUGAAGAACCCCUGCAUGGGAUUGGACUCAAAGCUUUUGAUCAAGCUGAGAUCGCCAAAGAUGACGUUGUUUUCGUUCAGCCCUGUCAGUGAGGGGUUGGCCUGUCCAAAAGGUGAAGUCGGCAAAGCCAGCACCUCUUGAGAAACCUCUUCUCUGCGGCAGUUCAUAGCGACGAUCGACUGCCGAACGACUUGAAACGAUGCAUGACGUCUCGAACGUUGCGACGGCCGGCUGGAGCUAAUUUGGACAUCUUUGGAACAUGGCGAUCGUUUCGGUCCGGACAUGGAGGACCUGUGACCUGUGUCCGCCUGCCAAAA
Durusdinium trenchii is the source of this 1841-nucleotide messenger RNA. NCBI's taxonomy places the organism in Eukaryota, Dinophyceae, Suessiales, Symbiodiniaceae. The record is from the annotation of a GenBank genome assembly.